This is a messenger RNA of Cydia fagiglandana, 5367 nucleotides long. Its product is annotated as 2-aminoethanethiol dioxygenase. Lineage: Eukaryota; Metazoa; Arthropoda; Insecta; Lepidoptera; Tortricidae. The transcript has a single exon. The coding region runs from base 35 to 901 and encodes 288 amino acids. The record is from RefSeq and is a predicted model, not a curated record. Gene Ontology annotation, molecular function: oxidoreductase activity, acting on single donors with incorporation of molecular oxygen, incorporation of two atoms of oxygen. Gene Ontology annotation, cellular component: mitochondrion.
CAUUUGGAACAGAACAAUCAAUAGGCAUAGAAAAAUGACGUUUGUUGACAGUUUCGCUUUGUUAUCGUGCAGAUUAUUUUCUACAUUUCGGUCUCGAACAAAAUUCUUGUGUAUCAAUAUAGGCAAAUUUCAUAUGGAUUUGCAAAAUGAAGCAAAAACAAUGGAUAUGGUCAGCGUGCCGCCAAUCGUGGCGACGUACCGGCUCGCCCUGCAAACCUUCGACGGGAAGGCUACGGCCGACCUCCCUGCCAACAUAAACAAACUUAAGAAGAUAAUGGACAGAUUAAGAAGCGAAGACCUAGGUUUGGAGAGACGGUUAUGCGACCCGGCGACGUGGAAAAACCCUAGCAAAGCACCAUGUACGUACAUCCAAGUGUUUCAAAAUAGUUGCGUCAAUAUGAGUAUUUUCGUGUUAAAACCUGGCUUCAAGAUGCCGUUGCACGACCACCCUCACAUGCACGGUCUUUUGAAGGUAAUAUACGGUGCCGUGAACAUUCGUAGUUUCUCCGAGCACCCUGUGACUGAAAAACUGAGCGCUAUAGACAUAGCAAUACGCGCUAAGCACGAGGCAACUAGACUUGCACACGGGACACACGUGAAGCGAAAGUUUUUCGCUGAGGUUACACAGGAUCGCGUUUGUAAGGAAAAUUCUGAGACGUGUGUGCUGACUCCGACUGCAUCUAACUAUCACGAGAUACAAGCGCUUGAAAUGCCGGCAGCAUUUUUCGAUGUCCUGUCACCGCCUUAUGACACAUUGAUAGAAGGUAUAGGGCCCAGGCGAUGUAGCUACUAUAAAGUAAGUAAUAAGUUGAGCACUAACUUAGUGGAAUUGACGGAGACAGUAGCGCCGGAUUGUUUUUUCUGUGAUCAGUCUCCUUACUUAGGCCCUAAGCUGACAUAGGUACAAAUUAAGUUAUUAGGUAGCUAUGAAAUUGAAAUAAUUGACCAGGAAUGUGUACCUUAGAUGAAUUUAAUGUAUGUAUGAUACAUUCUUUAGUUAUUAUUUUCAUGAUUUCAUACAAAUAUAGAUUCACAUUAGUACAUUAACAAAUCUGUGUGGGGAUUACUAAGAUGUCUUUAUACAAGCAUAUUUUAUUAUUUCCAAAUAUUGUGACAAAAAUGGAUUAUACGUAAAAAUGUUUAACUAAAAUGACAGUCAAGACUUUUCAAAAGUAUCCAUGCUAUCCAUGUAAUAUCUAAUACAGUAUAAUAAUAAUAAUUUUAUAUAUGUCCCACUGCUGGGCACAGGCCUCCUCUCAAGCACUAAUACAGUAAUUUUGUUUAAUGUUGAUUUCUUUUAUGAAAGGAGUUUAAAAAUUAUUAUAAAUCAUUAUUAUCCAUGCAAACUCAGAAAGUAAUCUGCAUUCUAAAUUUACUAUGACUGUCAAAACAAAUAGUUCAAAUAUUUUAGUGCCUUGAUUUUAAUGUCUAAUGACUGCAAAUCAACAGAAAAUACAUUAUUUCAACCCAGCUGUCAGAAUGGAUGUGAAAUAAAAGUGACUGAUCUCUAUACAAAGUUGCAUUAUUCCAAAACACAAAGGCAUGUAAUAUUGAAUAUUUGGCACCCCGUGGUAUUUGAAAGUUAGCCACCCAAUAGUUGUCCAAAACUGACCACAAUAUUUGGCCACUGCCACUCCUGGGCCAUAGCCCCUUUUGCCCAACGGGUAAAGAUCUAGCUGCCCCUGCCAAAACACCUUAACCCAUUAAUUUCUUUAUCAUUCCGUUACUCUUUUAGUAAUUGUGUACUUAUUGUUACACAAAAUAAAGAAAUCACCAUUCAAAAUUAUAUGGGGGUAAGUCUUCUCUAAAAAUGCCCCAUCUACAAGCUAUUUUUGAAGAAACAACUUUGUAUGACGAUUUGCAAUCUUAAUUGCCAGUCUGAUCUUAUAUUCUUUGUCAUUUCAUACUAGGGAUUUAAGGGCACUAAGUUUAAGAUUAUUAUCAGUCACCGUCACUCGUUAAAUGAUUUUAAUGUUAAUGUGACAUCAGGCAAAAGGUAACUGACAAAGUACCUUUUGGCUGAGAAAGACUCUAAUGUAGAGUCUAGAACCUAGAUGUUACCACUAAGUAUAAUCAUUCAGUCCUAUUGAUCUCCAUGAAUUUUCUGUCAUACUUUUAGAUAUUGAGUCUAAUAUGAAGUCACAUAGGGUAAUUCGCCAGUAACUGGCCACUUUGAUGAAUUCUGUUUAUAGGUGAAUAAAUUCAUUUUUAGUUUAGGGUGGCUAAUUACUAAAAGUGGCCAGUUACUGGCGAAUUACCCUAUAAAGUCAAAACGCACAUAAAAAAGGUCAAUUAUAUUAGGCUUAAAUGCAUAUUAUUUAUAAUAAAAUUAUUUGGAACAAAAUUCUAUAAUCUUAAUCAUUUUUGGCAUUUAUUUUUUGUUAUAUCUUUCAGGUUUUUUUUUAAAUCAAUUUCUUAUAUUUAUUAUUGUUUUACCAAGCAGACCUUAAAAAUAUUUUAAAUAUACAAAAAAAUAUGGUUUUAGUUGAAUUUUACCAAUACAAUCAUCAGAUUGAUUGAGCAAUUUAAUGAAUAUUAAAUACGUACCCGGCGGCAUACGGCGGGAUGAAGUUGAUAACUCGAGAUAUUCUCUUGAAGAAAUAUGAAUUUAAAAUAAAAUUGCAUAAGGUUCAAUUUUCUUCAAUUUUUUCCUGGCAGUUAUUAUCUUGUUCCCGCCGUGUACGAAAAUAUGUACCUACCACAAUAAUUAAGUACGUAAAUCAAAUACGUUCAUCCAUUUUUUUUUUUAUUAUGUGACCUAAAACGUAUUCUCUUCUGCAAUAAAUUAAAGAUACUUUUACGAAUGUUAGAUUAGACUAAUGAUUAUAAUGAUAUAGUAAUGUACCUAGUUAAUUGUGUCAUAUUUAACUUUAUAGUUAAGUAUCAGGGUAUUGCGACCACUAACAUUAAGUGAUACUAAUCAAAUCAGUGGUGUAGCUAAAAACUUGUGUGGAGUGUAUGGUGGAGGAACUAAAAGCGAUAAUAACGCACGUUAUACACCGUGUUUUGUGGGGUAUGGUUAAGUACGUUUAAGAGAACAAAAUGGCAUAGUUAAUUUUCAAAAAAAAAUUUUUUUUUGCUUUAAAAAUAAAAAAAUAAGUUUAAAAAGUAAUUAAAUGUAGCAUGUAGCGUUGUUGUAAGACGGGCAUUACAUUUAACUCAACCAAACAAUUGAAAUCUGUGACAUAUCAAUGUCAUUUCGAACAUCGAUCGACCGAGAUUGUACUUAAGUUUAGUAGCAAAUGUAUGAACUCAUUCUAAACACUAAUCAAUAUGUAAACCGGCCCUAAGGCAAGUGUACACGCUUGUAGAGGCCUUAUAGGAAAAAAAUAAAAUAUUGAUUAUCUCCGAAAUGGAGUUAAUUAGAAUAUCGGUGUCUUUGAGAAAGUUACUUGAUUUAAGCUCAGGAAUGCACCCUUGUAAUUAACGGAAAACAAAAAAAACACGGUGUAUAUGUAUCCAAAUACUUUGGGCGUGACCCUCGUAAGCCAACACAACACGUGACAAACAAUAAGUUCUGUUUUUUAUGGUAUAGAAUCUAGGUAAUAACAUGACAGUCACAGAAACAUAAAAGUAUGAUUUGGUAGUCAAUAUAGUAAAAUUUUGUAUGGUGGGCCUUACGAGGGUACUUAUCUGGAAUAUAGUUAUAUAAGCUGAGUUUAACCCUUUAUAACGUAUAAGGGUUCAGAAAUUAUGCAAAAUUGAACCCUAUCGGUUUAAAACAAAGUUCAAGAGCAAGUGGGAAAUAUAUUCCCGCUGCCUUACAAAGGGUAAACAAGAUUUUUCAUAUGUUUAAUAUGUGAUUAGCUACACCACUGAAUCUAAGGCUAUUUCUUAAUCUUUGGAAGGCUUAUUAAGUAUUUUACUUAGCUUUAGGUUAAUCUACAUUGCUAUUGUACAUCAGGAUAUACUGGUCUGAUUUUGUUAUCUGACCAUACUUAACAACAUUUACUGUAGGCCAAAUUACAAAAUCAGUGUUUAAUACAUUUCGGCGAUUCGUAUAUGAACUUAGCUAUUUUUUGUUCGCGAUUUUGGGGUUGAUCCCAUAGUCAUUUCAGUAUGACCUUCCUACAUGUUCACCUAAAAUACGUGAAAAUAAAAUACGUCAGUUAUAUUAGUUUAAUAUUAGCAUCACUCUCAAGGAGGGGUGAAAGAACUUUCAAGACAAUCAAUCACAAUCUUACUACAAUAGAAAUAAAAUGGAUUGAUUUUGUAUGGAAAACCGGAUACUUAUACGUGACCAGUUUUCAUUGACGGCUGGUAUAUGUAUCUAGGUUUGUGAAGUGAAGUAUUUUUCAAUAUUAGUCUUACAACUUUUAGUACGUAAUAUGGCAGACUGUUUAACGUCGUUACUUUAUGUAGUAAACUAAUAACACCAAAACAUUUUAACCCUCUACCAUGCUGACAUUUCAAAAAUGACAAUCGAAUGUCAAGUCUUACACAUCGAAAAUAGAACACAUUUAUUGAAGUGCUGUAUGUGGGAAAUCUAUGUCCCUUAGCCUGGUGAAGGGUUAAAUGGUAUACAUUCCAAAAUCUGUGUUUAACAUUAAGUUUAACAUGUGUAAAAUAACAGAAAGCUAUAAUUUCAGAUGAUUUUUAAGACAUGUAGAGUACCAUUACAUAAAAGGGGUGACUGUAACAGUUCCAAUUUCUUCUAAAACCGAUAAUAUUAAGUCUGUUAAAGUAUUGGAGGUUUUACUCAUAUUAUCAUUUUAAAUGAUAUCUAUCCCCUAUAAAAUAAAAUAAUCUAUAUUCCCCAGUAACCCAGUAAUUCCAUCUACUCUGAGUAGUCUUAAUUCGUUAACUGAUAUAUUUUUCUUGUUCUAUCGCUUGCAUAGUUCACCCGUGUGUACUGCACACUUGAAAAAAAAAAUGCAUGUAGGUAUCUGAAAAUAGGGGCUACUUUGAUAUUUUAUAGCUUAUUUAUCUCCAAGAAAUGCAGAUGUCUUUAAAAUGAAAUCAGUAAUAAUACAGUAAAUACAAAUUGUUACCUGAUCUCUAAAAUAUGCAGUUUUAAUUAAAUAUUACUGUGAAAGAAUUUUACUUUUAAGUUCUAAGUUAAGUUUGUAGGUUUCACUUAGACCUAAGUCUCGUUUUGUAAUGGUUUCUCGGACAUAGUAUUGUAUUGAAUUGACGUUUUUGUUAAAUAAAAUAUAAUGUUGUUAAAAAUGUCUCUUAUUUAGUGCUAUGUUUAAGACACCCCGGCAAGUAUUGAGCCUUUAUAAGACAGGAGGGAAUAUAUUUCCCACAUGAUUUUGAAGUUUAUUUCAAAGUAGGAUUAAAUUUUGCAUAAUUUCUGACAUUCAUAUAUGUAUUAUAUAAACAAAAUAUGAACUUAAGAGUGAAUCCGCCGAAUAUUACUAGAGA